AUGGAUGUUUCGUUCAAAGAAGAUACUUUUCCCUUUAAGGAGUCUCAUUCCUCUCCACCUGUAUUUUUGUCUUCUGAUUCCUCUACUUAUGAUGCAGACUACAUCUUUAUAUUACAUGAGUUUCACAGCUCAGAAGAGGUCUCUUCUCCUUCCUCCAAUAUGAGUCCUGUAGGUGAUGCCUCAAGCCAGGAGACAUCUGCCCAGCUGGAUAAUAUCACUGAAGGUGUGCCAUCCUUGCUGACUUCUAUUGUUCAACAUUCUACUAGCCUGAGAAGAUCCCUGCGGACCAAGCAAGCUCAUAUUUGGCUGAAAGAUUUUGUGACAUGUCCCAGUCACAAAGCUGUUCCUUACUCUAUUGCUAACUACAUCUCCUAUGAUGGUGUGUCUCCCAAGUAUCAGUGCUACCUAGAUGCUUUUUCUUCCAUAGUUGAACCUACUACAAUUGAAGAUGCUGUCAAGGAUCCUAUAUGGGUUGAGGCAAUGCAAGCUGAGAUCACUGCAUUGGAAUCCAACCACACUUGGGAUGUGGUACCUUUGCCUGCUGACAAAGUUCCAGUUGGUUGUAAAUGGAUAUAUAAAGUGAAGUACAAAGCUACAGGGGAGGUGGAAAGGUUCAAAGCUAGGCUAGUGACAAAAGGAUAUAGUCAACAAGAGGGUAUUGACUACUAG
Messenger RNA from Nicotiana tabacum (common tobacco), 669 nucleotides. The record is from RefSeq and is a predicted model, not a curated record. NCBI's taxonomy places the organism in Eukaryota, Viridiplantae, Streptophyta, Magnoliopsida, Solanales, Solanaceae.